Mucor velutinosus is the source of this 432-nucleotide messenger RNA. RefSeq lists its product as uncharacterized. Bases 1 to 432 code for a protein of 143 amino acids. The record is from RefSeq and is a predicted model, not a curated record. Lineage: Eukaryota; Fungi; Mucoromycota; Mucoromycetes; Mucorales; Mucoraceae. Gene Ontology annotation, molecular function: protein heterodimerization activity; TBP-class protein binding; RNA polymerase II general transcription initiation factor activity. Gene Ontology annotation, biological process: RNA polymerase II preinitiation complex assembly; negative regulation of transcription by RNA polymerase II. Gene Ontology annotation, cellular component: negative cofactor 2 complex. The transcript has 4 exons.
AUGAGUGACAACGAACGCACAGGGCCUAAUGGCGAUGAUGAGCUCUCGCUUCCCAAAGCUACUGUUCAGAAACUGAUAAACGAAAUGAUGCCUGAUGACAUUGUAUGCGCAAAAGACACACGCGAUCUUUUGAUCGAUUGCUGUGUUGAGUUCAUUCAUUUGAUAGCAUCCGAAGCAAAUGAAAUUUGCGAAAAGGAAACCAAAAAGACCAUUGCAGGAGAGCAUGUGGUUGCAGCACUACAAGCACUUGGCUUUGAAGAGUAUGUCGAAGAAGUGGAUGAAGUGUUCAAAGAGCACAAAAAGCAGCAAAAGGACCGAGAUAAGAAGAGCACCAGACUAGAAAAUACUGGCAUUUCUGAAGAAGAGCUACUGCGACAACAAGAACUACUCUUUGCUCAAUCACGUAUCAAAUUCGAAGCACAACAACAGUAA